AUGACAGGAGGAUCUAGUUCUUCAUGUGGUGCAUGCAAGUUUCUGAGAAGAAAGUGUACUACUGAAUGUGUUUUUACUCCAUACUUCUGCUACAGCCAAGGAGCGCAACAUUUUGCCGCGGUUCACAAGGUUUUCGGCGCUAGCAAUGUCUCCAAACUUUUAAUGAAAAUCCCUAUGCAAAACAGAAGUGAAGCUGCUAUCAGUAUAUCUUACGAAGCAUUGGCUCGAAUGCAAGAUCCUAUAUAUGGUUGUGUGGCUCAAAUAUUGGCUCUCCAACAACAGGUGACGAGCUUACAGGAGGAGAUAGAUCAGCUAGUGAAUAACAUGAUGGUUUAUUCUUCAUUCGGACUGCCAAAUCAUGCAAGUUUACAAGAUAUAGAUAACAUGAAUGAUGGGUUACCGAUCUCUUUUCAGUUCAAUAAUGAUACUAGCAACUGUGAUAAUCUAAAUCAACAGACUCCGUCCUUGUCAGCUGCGCCACAAGUUUCUUGUUUGUUGGGCGAUUUGGAGGGCCAAAACGCUUCUCAUCGCAGUUUUCUGGAUCAUCCAAUGAUGGAAAAUGGUUGUGAUAUCUUGAACAUAUAG
Molecule: messenger RNA, 585 nt
Organism: Helianthus annuus (common sunflower)
Lineage: Eukaryota; Viridiplantae; Streptophyta; Magnoliopsida; Asterales; Asteraceae
Product: LOB domain-containing protein 33
Exons: 2
Coding region: 1-585 (194 amino acids)
Biological process (GO): positive regulation of DNA-templated transcription; hormone-mediated signaling pathway
Cellular component (GO): nucleus
Source: RefSeq, a predicted model, not a curated record